AUGUUUGACAUACUAGAGGCCGACAUUGUUGUCUUCCAAGAAACCAAGAUCCAGCGGAAGGACCUUCGAGACGACAUGGUCCUAGUUCCUGGAUGGGAUUGCUACUUUAGUCUCCCACGAAUUAAGAAAGGCUACUCUGGAGUGGCUAUCUACACUCGCAAUGCGACCUGUGCUCCCAUACGGGCUGAGGAAGGUCUCACCGGGAUGCUGUGCCCGCCCAACUCAUCGGUCCCAUUUCGGGAUCUCCCUGACGACCAACAGAUCGGCGGCUACCCGACCAUCGAGCAGCUAUCCCAGCUGGAGCUAGAUGCGACCACUCUGGAUUCGGAAGGCCGCUGUGUUAUUCUAGAGUUUCCUGCUUUUGUGCUGAUCGGGGUCUACUGUCCAGCUAAUCGGGAUGAAAGCCGCGACUCCUUUCGUCACAGCUUUCUCGAUGUAUUUGAUGCACGAAUUCGAAACCUAGUUGCUCUUGGGAAAAGGGUUUUUGUCACCGGUGACAUUAAUAUUUCAAGAGGAGAAAUUGACGCCGCCCAUGCAGCCGAGGCUAUUCGGAAAGGUACCACGACGGAUGAUGAGUUCGUCUCUACACCUGCGCGUCGUUUAUUCAACCAGCUGCUGGUUAGUGGAAAGGUAUUAGGCCCGCGCGAUGACGGCCGAGAGCAGCCCGUUCUUUACGAUAUCUGCCGGUUAUUUCACCCAAAUCGCCGCGGAAUGUAUACGUGUUGGGAGCAGAGGAUCAAUGCUCGGCCAGGCAACUAUGGAUCGAGAAUCGAUUAUGUUCUCUGCAGUCUGGACAUGCAAGACUGGUUCUCUGAUGCUAAUAUCCAAGAAGGCUUGAUGGGAUCUGACCACUGUCCUGUUUAUGCCAUAUUUAAAGAUUUUGUUCCAUAUAACGGAAACCAGGUCAACAUCUGCGAUCUAAUGAAUCCCUCCGGGGUAUUUCGCGACGGCGAGCGCCAGGUCGAGUAUACCCCAAAGUUCCUACUCCCGCUCUCGGGACGACUAAUCCCGGAAUUUGAUAAACGGAGAAGUAUUAAGGAUAUGUUCUCUCGCAAACCGUCAACUGUGGAAACAGCCUCUGUAUCGGUAGAACCUUUCAAUGGGGCCACUACUAGCCCUAUAUCUAACCAGCUUCAAGGUCCCAAGGGUACCGUUCGCAAACGAACCGACAGGGCCGACCCUCCUCCGCCAGUUAAACGCACGAAGUCCAUGACCACCCAGACUCCCAUCACGUCUGCUCCUGGCCAGCAAACCCUCAGGGGGUUCUUUAAAUCGAAGAACACCGCUCCGGAAGCAUCCCAAGAUAUUCCUAAUAAGCCCAGUGAUUCCUUUAUUCCACCCACGCCAGCGCCAUCUGUCCCUAAACCAGACAAUAUUGAAACCACCUUUCCCAAUCCGCCUGAGCCCGUCGACACCUCGUUGGAAGAAAAUGACCCCAUUUUUGACCCCAUUGCCAGCAAGGAAGACUGGUCGAAGCUAUUCACGAAGAAACCUCCACCUCAAUGCGAAGGCCACCAAGAAGCGUGUGUUCGAAUGACGACGAAGAAACCAGGAAUCAACUGCGGUCGGGCGUUUUGGAUCUGUCCGCGACCAUUAGGACCCAGCGGGAAUAAAGAGAGGGGGACGCAAUGGCGAUGUCCGACGUUUAUCUGGGCAAGUGAUUGGAAUUCAUCGUAA
This is a messenger RNA of Aspergillus tanneri, 1677 nucleotides long. It is a transcript of the gene APN2, whose product is annotated as DNA-(apurinic or apyrimidinic site) lyase APN2. Gene Ontology annotation, cellular component: nucleus. The coding region runs from base 1 to 1677 and encodes 558 amino acids. Gene Ontology annotation, molecular function: double-stranded DNA 3'-5' DNA exonuclease activity; DNA-(apurinic or apyrimidinic site) endonuclease activity; DNA binding. The record is from RefSeq and is a predicted model, not a curated record. Gene Ontology annotation, biological process: base-excision repair. Lineage: Eukaryota; Fungi; Ascomycota; Eurotiomycetes; Eurotiales; Aspergillaceae. The transcript has 3 exons.